Thalassophryne amazonica is the source of this 1763-nucleotide messenger RNA. RefSeq names its product solute carrier family 22 member 7-like. Lineage: Eukaryota; Metazoa; Chordata; Actinopteri; Batrachoidiformes; Batrachoididae. Bases 106 to 1755 code for a protein of 549 amino acids. The record is from RefSeq and is a predicted model, not a curated record. Gene Ontology annotation, biological process: transmembrane transport. Gene Ontology annotation, cellular component: membrane. Gene Ontology annotation, molecular function: transmembrane transporter activity. The transcript has 11 exons.
AGAACCAAAAUCCACUCCUUCUGAGGAGGAGAAACCUGCAGACCAGCCAGUCAGUAAAUAUCAAGUGAAUAACAAAUUUCUUGUACAAGGCUCCCACAGACUGUGAUGAUGAUGUUUGAGACUGUCCUCGAGGAAGUUGGCAGUUUUGGCCGUUUUCAAAUCCUCACCAUCAUCCUGCUCGCCAGCCAUCGAAUAACAAUGCCGAUGCACUUCUUGCUGAAUGUCUUCACUGCUGCGUUGCCAUCUCACCACUGUGAUAUCAGCACCCUGGAUGAUGGAGUACACUUCCAAAAUUUAACACAUGAGCAGAGACUGGCUGUCAGCAUUCCUGUGGGAGAUGACGGCGGCAUGAAGUCCUGUGAGAUGUUUGUAGAGCCUCAGUUCCAGCUCCUGUCCAAUGGCUCCAACAGCACCAACCUGCCCACAGUUCAGUGUCAGAGUGGAUGGGUCUAUGAUCGCUCAACCUUCACAUCCACCCUGGCAACAGAGUGGGAUCUUGUGUGUGAAAGAAAACAAUUAGCAAAAGCAACAAGCACGAUCUUCUUUAUUGGAGUGGCAACUGCCUCACUGGUGUUUGGAUUCUUCUGUGAUAAGUUCGGCAGAAAAAAUGCUCUUUUAGUGGCCUACAUCAUUGGGUUUGUAUUUGGCAUCUCCAGUGCAUUUUCAAACUCCUACACCAUGUUUGCAGUGCUGAGAUUUUUCACUGGGUUUGGAAUCACUGGUUUUGACAUGACCACCAUCGUUCUUUGCAUCGAGUGGGUCGAUGUAGGUCACAGGUCGUUUACAGGUGUGAUGAUGAGCCAGGCUUGGUCUGCUGGUAACAUGCUGCUUGCGGGUUUUGCCUACUUGGUAAAUGAUUGGCGGAUGCUGACGAUAACUGUUACAGCUCCUUUGGGUUUUGCACUUUUGUCCUGGUGGUGGAUUCCAGAAUCUGCCCGAUGGCUUUUAACCAGUGGUAGAGUAGACAAGGCCGUGUUUUACCUUAACCGAUGUGCUCACAUCAACAAGAAGCCAAAAUCAUCACUAAAACUCAAGUUACAGACUCUGUCCAGUGCAAAAAUCCAGGAAAAACAGCAACAAAACAACUCCUAUUAUCAUCUAAUCAAGACCCCAAAGAUGAGACGGUUGACUUUGGCAACCGGGGUUGUUUGGUUUGGAGUCUCAAUGGCAUUUUUUGCAAUCAGUCUGAACAUAUCGGGAUUCGAGAUGAACAUGUAUUUGACUCACUUUGCCUAUGCCGCCAUCGAAGUGCCGGCUAAUUUUGUGAGCACUUUCCUUCUAAAUGCCAUCGGAAGGAAGAAGUGCCAGUCUGGAGCUCUGUUACUGACAGGAGCGUGUGUCGCCAUCAACAUCUUCAUUCCAAAAGGUUUGUGGCAUGUGCGUGCCAUUGUGGCCAUUAUUGGAAAAGGCCUGGCAGAAAUUUCCUCCCUUACUGUCACAGUUUACACGACUGAGCUUUUCCCCACUGUUCUCAGACAAAAGGGCUUCGGGUAUAACAGUGUCAUGGGUCGUGUUGGAUCAUCAGUUGCACCACUUGUCCUGAUGUUGGAGGAUGUGUGGACUCCUCUUCCUCAGAUUAUCAUCUGUUCUGUUGUCAUUACUUCCACUCUGGUGUCUCUGCUGCUUCCAGAAACACUUAACGUGAGGCUGCCAGAGACUAUUGACGACAUUGAGAAUCCAAGAGACCACACUCCCUCUCACCCCAUGGAGUCUGCAGAUGUUUUGCUGGAAACUAAACCAGUCAUUGAGCAGUGAAGCCCCAA